Scedosporium apiospermum is the source of this 1653-nucleotide messenger RNA. RefSeq lists its product as uncharacterized. NCBI's taxonomy places the organism in Eukaryota, Fungi, Ascomycota, Sordariomycetes, Microascales, Microascaceae. The transcript is spliced from 3 exons. Bases 1 to 1653 code for a protein of 550 amino acids. The record is from RefSeq and is a predicted model, not a curated record. Gene Ontology annotation, molecular function: protein binding.
AUGGAGUCGCCUCAUAGCCCGACUCCUACCUACGGCAUCGCUUCUCCCCAGAUCGACGACAUCCAGUACUCACCUUGUUCUCCCACCGACGCCCUGUGGCGUGACGCGAUAUGUAACGACAAUUGCCAGGCAACGAUGGACCCGCAAUCACAGAGGAGAUUUCCCACUGAUUCGUCCUCGGUCGCAUCAGCUGAGCUGGUCGACGCAAUCUUUUCGUUUCUCAACCCCCUUGAUCUAGUAGCUGUUUCCGCCACUUGCCGUGCGCUGCGGAAGCAUGCCAUCUCCGAUGCCCUGUGGCACCCCCUCGUACAGGCAAACGUGCCCGGCGUAACUCUCAGGACCCCUUAUCCCUUCAGUUCUUACCGAGAACUUUACGCCACUCACGACCCCAAAUGGUUCCUUCCCAAGUACAAGAUCUGGUUCUGUGACCGCGAUCUUGUGGGGAAGCUCAUCCUCGUGCGCUACGACCAGCGCCGCGGCUGCAUCGAGGGCCACCAGCUCCUAGCCGUCUCCAACCAUAGGAACCAACAAAGCUGGUCCGAAAAUCAGCAUGUCAUGAUCCACUCCUUUGCGCCUCGCGUUAUGCUGCACGAGGACAAGCCAGUCUUGAAAUUUUCAGCGACCAUCAACCCCGAUUCGCCGAGGGCGCCAGAGCUAAUGGGGGCAAAACGCGGCUUCCAGGCCGAGGUGCCCAUGAUUAUCGACGAAAACCCCAACAACAUGUACUGCAACUUCCUACUCACCCGGCCCCUAGAACCAGAGGCAAUCGCGCCCAUGUUGCAACAACCUUUUCCCUACGGAUACGUCUGGCCACCGCCCGCGAUCCCCUCACGUCAGACCGUCACCGGCACGCCAGCUUUCCACGACGAACACCAUCUAGUUGCGCCGCCCGAACUCCCCUCUACUCGCGCCGAGUCCUCGGACCAAACUUUCCGCGUCCGACAAUGGAUUGAAAUGGCCGGCAGCCCCCCGGCCGGACUAAUAUUCGGACAGGGCCUUCAGAGUAUGAUGCAGACACUUACUGGAAGGGUAACGCCCCCCCGUAGGCCGGGCGCGCGUAGCUCCCUCGUCGACUUCCCUGGACUGACGGGCGUGCAUCUCGGAGAGGAAGUCAUUACGUACUCCACCCUUGACCCGGCUCUCUACACCCCGACCGAUCUAAAGCCUUGGCGCGGUAUCUGGGUCGGGGAUUACAGCAGCCACGGCUGUGAAUUCCUGCUAGUCCACCAACCUGACGAUCCGGUGGCCACGGAUGAAGAACUAGGCCUUGUUCGGUCGGAAGGAGAACCAGAAGCCGACUGGGAGAAACGUCGACGUGAUGCGCGGAUCUACAGGGGACGGUUGGAAGCUGUCAAACUCACGGGCGAUCCGAACAUCCCACGCGGCGAACCUACUUUUAUUGCUAAAGAUUUGGGGGUUGGGGGAUUUGUAGGAGUGGCAGAGGAGCAUCCUUUCUAUGGAGCGAGGGUUGUGCGGAGCCAGGGCCAUAUUGCGAGAAGUGGAUUCCAAGAAGAUGAAUUCGUGGAAUCCCGGCUCCUUCUCAUUUCGCCCAAUCGCAUCGCUCAAUACUGGCUUGGAUUCAACCACAUCAGUUUCUUUGAGAGGAUAGACAUUGACCAGUUCCUGGAUCCCGAACGACCGAGGAUCUUUUGA